Molecule: messenger RNA, 1637 nt
Organism: Molossus molossus (Pallas's mastiff bat)
Lineage: Eukaryota; Metazoa; Chordata; Mammalia; Chiroptera; Molossidae
Gene: PRRT2
Product: proline rich transmembrane protein 2
Exons: 4
Coding region: 168-1187 (339 amino acids)
Cellular component (GO): membrane
Source: RefSeq, a predicted model, not a curated record
CCGCCGCCUCCCUCCUUCCCUCCCUCCCAGGCUGCGGCUGCUGCAACAACGGUGGCGGCGGCAGCAGGAGCAGCAGCGGGAGCAGUCUAGAGGCCAGCGUUGAGGAUUUGCUGCUCUCUGUUGCUCCAGUCUCCCCACAGAGGCCCUCUCCCCUCUCCCAUCACAAGAUGGCAGCCAGCAGCUCUGAGGUCUCUGAGAUGAAGGGGAUAAGGGAGGGUGCCCAGACCCAGGGAAAAGGGCCUGGCCAUUCAGAGGCUGGAACUGGCCCUCUAGAGGUUCCAGCUGGGGUCCCAGAUGAGCCAGAGGCCCCUCAGGCAGGUCCAGACAUCACUGUGGCCCCUGUGGACUCAGAGCCCAAAGUUGGGUUGACUCCAGAAAUCACAGAGACCCCAACAGGGGCCCCAGAAACAGACAAGGCCAAAGACCUUAGCUCAAGCCCAGGAGGGGAACCAACCGCCAACUCCAGCCCCAAAGAAGCAUGCCAAGAGCCAACAUCCAAGCCAGAAGUGAGCAAAGAGGCCACUGUAGAGCAGGGGUGUGACCAGGAAUCUGCAGGCCUGUUUGAGCCAGCCUCAGAGCCCACUCCCCAGCUGGACCUCCAGUCAGGUUCCCAGCCCACACCCAAGCCAGCUCUUCAGACAGAGCCUCCUACCCAGGACCCCACCCCUGGGGUCUUGACUGAGAGUGUGGGGGAAAAGCAGGAGAAUGGGGCGGUGGUUCCCCUGCAGGCUGGUGAUGGGGAAGAGGGUCCAGCCCCACAGCCUCACUCAUCGCCCUCAACAAACCCCCCCUCAGCCAAUGGGGCUCCCCCUCGAGUGCUGCAGCAGCUUGUUGAGGAGGACCGAGUAGGAAGGGCUCACAGUGGGCAUCCAGGAUCUCCCCGAGGUAGCCUAAGCCGCCACCCUAGCUCCCAGAUAGCAGGGUCUGGGGUAGAGGGGGGUGAAGGCACCCAGAAACCUCGGGACUACAUCAUCCUAGCCAUCCUGUCCUGCUUCUGCCCCAUGUGGCCUGUCAACAUCGUGGCCUUCGCUUAUGCUGUCAUGUCCCGGAACAGUCUGCAGCAAGGUGAUGUGGAUGGGGCCCAGCGUCUGGGUCGAGUGGCCAAGCUCUUAAGCAUCGUGGCGCUGGUAGGGGGGGUCCUCAUCAUCAUCGCCUCCUGUGUCAUCAACUUAGGCGUGUAUAAGUGAGGGGCUCUGCCCUGCAUUCCAAGACUUUUCUUCCUGUUGGGAGCUGUCUUGGGCCCAUCCUCCCCUGCUCCCCUGCGGGGAGCCCAAUCGAUGGCCCAGGCCCGCACCCAUAGGGACCAAGGGAGCCUGAGCAGCCUUGUUUACAGCUUUUUUCCUGCUCCUGCAUCUUGCCAGGCUCCUCUGCCAACUGUAGGCCCCCCUUCUCCCUGCACUGUUUCCAGUCUCCCUGCACUUCUGCCUGCAGCCGGUCCGGCCUCUUGGCCUCUCUAUGCCUGCACUUCUGGAAACCUCUCUGAACAUCUCCCAAACUCUUUUUGCUCUCAGCCUCCCUGCAUCUCUCUCAGCCUUCCUGCAUCUCUCUCAGCCUUCCUGCACUUCUUCCAACCUCCCAAAUUACCUGCACCUCAAUCCUGGUCUCCCCCCAACCCCAACUUUCAUUGUCUUGCCAUC